UGGCAGCUUGAACGUGAAAGUCCCAAAAACAAAUUCCAAGAGAACUUGAACGGGAGAAAAUUAAAAAAAGAAAGCUCGUGAAAAUACAACGUAACCGCAGCAACCAACCCAUAAGCUAGAAAACGGACGAAACAGUCACAACUUCGGUGCAAUUCAUCGGUAUUCUUGGUGGCAAACAAACCAGCUGUAGCUGCUGGAGGUGCAUGUGAAAAAGAACAGUGCUUUAUUGUAAACAGUAUUGGGUUGUUUAUUUCAGAUAUCAUGAUAUUGACUGUGCUCCUUUUUUGCCUUAAAGUGGAAUGGUUUUGGGCCACUCCUUUACUUGACCGAUAAGUUUCUCUUUAUAUCGUAGAAUUCAAAUGAAAGUGGUAGUUUUCAACGUUCGUCUAAAGUUUUCACGGCUGGCUGGAAUCGAAUCGAUGAUUGCUUUCAUUCAUCCUGACACUAAAAUCAACAAAAGAACAUAAAAGAUGCCGUCCAUUAAACAAAAAUUUGCUGGAUUUUUUCGUCAAAUCUCCAAUCCUGGAGGUGGAGAAUGCUUGGAAAAUGCCAAUCAAAUGAAACCUCUUCAUACUUCUGACAGCAAUUCUGGCUGCUUUAUACAGCGCUACCUCAAUGGAGAAAGCCGUUUGAAGCAACCUGACAUCUUGUUUGGACGUACAGGUCAAGAACUUCCUUGUUUACGCUUGUGUUCACUCCAAAGUGAGAUAAUAGCAACACACACUGGUCCAGAUGGAGGACUCACAACCGUCAAUCGAGGACGACGAGGUCAUGUUACGAGUCAAGAUCCUGACGUUUCAUAUAUAGACAGCGAAGAGGAUGCAGCACCACCUCCCACGACAAUUAGUUCUGAAUCUACCUCAAACAAUGCUGGGCGAGCCCGAAGUGGUGAAUUGGUGACUAUUCGUGCCAUGGGUCAGACCUUCGUGGUGAGGAAUCACCUGCCACCAACACCACCCCAACCACCGAGACAACCUAUUCCCCCUCUUCCACUUUCCACGUCAUCAGCUAACGUUGCGAUGGCAACGUCUAGUGACUGGCACAACACCGACCAUUGUCGGUUAUCAGAUGACGACGAUGAUGAAUUAUCUACCGUUUGUGAAGAUCCCUCCCCACCAGUAUCCACUCCUACCUCUUCUUCUACCUCGCCCCCCAUAAUCACCAGCACAUCCACCUGCGCCGACCAUUCGGAUGAUUAUCAAGACUUCCUGUCUAAAUUUGGCAUAUUGAGCCUUCCGCUUCAUCCAUCGCUUGAUCGUCAGUCGGUGGUUCAGAUCGAUUCACCAGACGACACACUCGUCUCUGGCUCUUUGAGUCCCCUUCUCGAUCAACUUGAUCCCCUUCUUACGCCGGAUGUGCCGCCGUCCAUCGGUGUGGACGCUUCUAUCCAGCCAGAAGUGUGUGAUGAACAUCUUGCCGACCAUAAAGAAUUACCGACUAAGGAACCUGCACCAGCCGCGGAACCGCCAGAGCCUGAAAUCGAGAUUGCAGGCGUUGUUAAUUGGAAUAGACCAAGUGGUAUAGCAUUUGGAGCUGCCACGUCGCUCUACGAACGGCAUCCCGUCUCGGGAGAGACAGCCGGCAAUCCUUUGGCUGAUGCAUUUGCCAUCGUGACACGCUCCAACAACGCCCUACUAUGUCUGGCUGAUGGAGUCAAUUGGGGGGAAAGAGCUGCGUUGGCAGCUCGCAGUGCCAUCCACGGUGCUAUGGAUUAUCUGAAUCGAGCCCUUUUUCCUUCCACUACCAAUGGCCGUCAGUUAACUACCAACGAUGUCUUCCUAUCAUUGCUGCGCUCCUUUCACGCAGCACACAGUAUGAUCUUGCAGGAAGGUGGACUAUUAACAACGCUGACAGCAGCCGUAGUAGCUCAACUGGACCAAUCGAGUUUGCAGAAUGCUCUAUACACAGGCUCGGAUAACAGCAACAGUGCGAAAUUCGUCGUCUGCGUCUGUAACGUCGGCGAUUCGCUGGCCUACGUUUACAGUCCGAAACAUGGUGUCAGAGAAAUAACGCAUGGAUCUCAUGAUAUUCAAUCGAUGCGAGACAUGAGGGAUGCUUUGGGUGCAUUGGGACCAGUAGAUGGACAAAAUCCGGAGCUGAAUAAUUUGACGUGUUCGAUGACGGUGAUCGAAGAAGGAGACAUCGUUUUCCUGACAUCUGACGGUGUCUCGGACAAUUUUGAUCCUGUUGUAGGCAAAUUUGUUGUGGCCAGGAAGCCGGAUAAGAUUGUUCCGUUACCCAAUGGUGCCAAGCAAACCACCAAACCGCCUAACAGAAAUUUACCGACGGUUGAAGCAUUCCAAAGACAUGAACUCACAUUGCUGCGUAUGGAGGACAUACUGCGUAACGGUAUGAUGCCGACGAACGACAACGGAAACCAUAUGAAAGCACAAUCACUAUGUGAAGAUCUAGUCGAUUUCGCCACUCGCCUAACAACAGCCAAGAGACGGCUGUUGGAGGAUCUCGAACUCUACGUUGAUCAAGAUGGACAACCGCUGGAUGCAGAGGAGCAAAAAAUACGACGACGUAAAAUCUGCGAACGCCUUGCCUUGAUCCCGGGCAAACUCGAUCACGCCACCUGUGUUGCGUACGAGGCCAGGAUACAACCACCCAAUCCUGUUAAUGUUGCAGGGUCGGAAGCCUUGACCCGAGAAAUGGUAGCCAGUUAUCCCUUCCGGGAAUCGUCCAUUUAGGGGAAAACGCCAUUUCCUCCUUCGGGCUCAGUAGAAAGAAAAUUUGGAACCCAAAGUGACUGCGUGACACGCCAUGUAACGGACCCUUGCCGCCCAAUUCCCGGUUACGUACUAAUUUAUCUUACCAAUUCUUUUGACCAUAUUUUUUUACCAGUUUCCUACAAGACACAAUAGUAUUCUUUUUAAAAAAUAAGUUUUCUAUCCUCGAUGUAUCAUUCUUCAACGUCCAUGUCCUGUCGUGACUUCCUUCGGUGAAUCACAUAGGGAAAAUUCCCUCACUAUAUCCUUUGUCGUCCAAGUUCUGUUUCUUUUUUUAAAAUUUAGUCGACGGCGUAGCCGUUAAAAGACAAUUCAAAAGAUAACGAUGGCAGUGUGUUGUGAAAUCUAUGCCCGCUUGCACAAUCUAACUGUAGGAAAAAUCAAAUUUUCUUUUCACCUAACCAUGCAGUAUUUACAUUGAAAAUUUGACUGCUUUAUUCGAAAACUGCUGACAGAAGAAAAUCAUCUUAGAUGUUUUGUAAAUACACUUAGCGCAGUUCUCGCCAUCUAACAAAUACCAUAA
Molecule: messenger RNA, 3255 nt
Organism: Daphnia carinata
Lineage: Eukaryota; Metazoa; Arthropoda; Branchiopoda; Diplostraca; Daphniidae
Product: PP2C-like domain-containing protein CG9801
Exons: 8
Coding region: 471-2693 (740 amino acids)
Source: RefSeq, a predicted model, not a curated record